CAUUCCUUUCUUUUGACAUUCCUUUCUUUUGAUGCCCAACUUGGGACCAGUCAACGAAAUUUAAAUGGUGGUAUCAGAUUUAUGAAAUAUUAAUUCUAAUAUGUCACAGCGCUGUUGUUUUCAAGUUUCCGCAAUUUAAAGCGCGCCACGGGAAACGUUCGUGCAGGCUGUAUUGAUAAAGUAUUGAAUGGAUCUGUGUCUCGUAACUAAUGACAAGCAACGUACAUAUUGAUGUCGAGCGCUCUGCAUUGUCCCACUUUUCUUUCAGGAUUCAGGCCAUACAUGCAAUCUAUUUGGAUCUUAUGAUUAGCAUUACAGGUGGCGGCAAGUAGUACAGACAUUCAAAGUCAAGAACACUCGCCAAUUCAUGGGAAAUAAAUACUUAGUAUUUGUUUCGUUGUAUUCACUUUGGAUCUAUUCAUUUCGGUUCAUGGCAGUAUUUACACCCUAAAGAAAGGCACGACUCCAGUGGCAGUUUAUUACAAAGGUUCUCACUCGGGCGACAAGACAAAUUAUGUCUAGAUAAUGUAUUGUUCGCCAUUGGUGUAGGAGAAAUAAUGACGAACCAAUGAAACGAUCGGUGACAUCAUAAACAAACGAGGGUGACGACAAAUAGACCGUCACGUUUCAAAGAGCAUGGCAAAAUCGUUGUUGUCAAUGACGCUUAGAUGAUUGUUUAAAUAUCCACCUCUCGCGUUGUUUGCUUUUCUCUUUAUUAAUAUUAGCUGCUUGAUACAUCUCAACACUGUUUAAAAUACCGUUCUUGAGGUUGUUUGUUUUCGCGGAUCUUUACAUUGAUUGCUAUGACUGUUCUCAAGGGUGGUUGCUAUGACCAACAAUACAACAGAUUUUGAUACACGCGUCAUGGAGACAAACGACUUGCUGUGGCUUCCUGGUGUUCUUAUUGGUUUAUUGAUGGUAAUUUUCCUCGGUUUGUCCUUUCUCAGCUACCAUCGGAAAUUCUUACGGAAGCAAAAGCUUGCUUUGGAGUACGCCAGUUUAGAUCUAAAUGUCAAACGACCCAGAAUCGCCGUCUGUCUGUGCGCUACACAUACUCUCCCUUUUCACGAACUCGCGUCACUGGCCAAUGCCUCGGGCAGGCAGAAUCCAGAAGGAGAGGCACACGUGUGCGAAGACACGAACGAUAACUCUGUGCAAAGGGGAGAACAUACUAUUCAUAGGGAUAUCUCUAAGUCUAAUGGCUUGAAGGAAUUUGAUAAUAACGACAUCCAUUACCGGAAGUGUAAUGAACCGAGUGCUUUUUUUAACACUCCUAGCCAAAAGUGCAUUGGCGACAAUUCUAACGACACAUAUAACAGGAAAUGUAAUGAUGUCACGGAGUUUCAGCUUGACCGUGACGUCUGUUCUCAGUACAAGACUAAUCCGGAAAUACAAAAUAAAUAUGACUGUCAGGACGAGGAUGGUGCUUUCGGGUUCACAAAUAAACUGAGUGCAGCUGGGUAUUCCAACACAGCAUACGUAGCGGACCACGACGAGAUUGAAAUGCAGCAGCUGGACAUCUGUCCUUGCUGCGGUUAUAGACGGACCUCUGAUCUGGAAGCCUCCGCGAGAUUUUCUCCCGAUUCCAGACUGGCACGGUCCUUUCCUUCUCAAGGAGACGAACACAUUGUACAAGACGCGUUCCACAAACCAUUGCGCUACAUAGAGAGAGCCAAAGUUCAUCGAGCACCAGAGAAGAAAAGUUGAAUUGUUAAUGUACCGAAGUGAAUCGUUGGAGUUCACCAUUAGCAAUCCUGUGAUACGAACUUCUCCACGGUGGUCGCUUGGCAACACGAAGGUUCCAGCACAACAAAGUAGGGGCAGUAUCUUCUGGACGGAUGUAGAUAGCGGACAACAGACAAUGGUUUAAUCGAGCAAUCACAGUGUUCAUUGUUUUUCUCUAUUUAGAUAAUGUGUGUGCAUCUUGUGUGUCUAUGUAUGUAUUGUGUGUCUAUGUAUGUAUUGUGUGUCUAUGUAUGCUGGGGUUUUUUAUAUGUGUAUUGUGUGUCUAUGUAUGCGUUGUGUGUUUGUAUGUGUAU
This is a messenger RNA of Gigantopelta aegis, 2039 nucleotides long. RefSeq lists its product as uncharacterized. NCBI's taxonomy places the organism in Eukaryota, Metazoa, Mollusca, Gastropoda, Neomphalida, Peltospiridae. The record is from RefSeq and is a predicted model, not a curated record. The coding region runs from base 829 to 1707 and encodes 292 amino acids. The transcript is spliced from 3 exons.